AUGGCGGAGUUGCUGUUGGACUCGGAUAUCCGAAUUUGGGUGUUUUUGCCCAUUGUAUUAAUCACAUUCUUCACUGGAAUCAUAAAGCACUACGUAACAAUACUUUUGUCUUCGGAAAAGAAGACGGAAUUGCAACAAGUAACUGAUAGUCACGUACUAAUAAGGAGCAAGAUCCUAAGAGAAAAUGGGAAAUUCAUAACAAAACAGGGAUUUUUAAUGAGGAAGAGCUUUUUCAAUGCAGAAAAUAGUGGUUAUUUCAAAACAGAAAAGAGGGAAUCAAAUACCAAAAACCCAAUGACAGACCCAUCUAUGAUGACAGACAUGCUGAAGGGCAAUGUUACCAAUGUUUUACCAAUGAUAAUUAUCGGAGGCUGGAUUAACUGGGCGUUCUCAGGGUUUUUGACAACCAAAGUUCCUUUCCCCCUGACUCUACGAUUUAAGCCCAUGUUACAGCGAGGAGUGGAGCUGGUAUCACUAGACGCUUCAUGGGUUAGCUCGGCUUCCUGGUAUUUCCUGAAUGUCUUUGGAUUGAGGAGCUUCUAUACACUUAUACUGGGCCAGGAUAAUUCGGCUGAUCAGACCAAAUCCAUGCAGGAGCAGAUGUCAGGGGCGGGAAUGAUGACACCCCCUGAUCCAAUGAAAGCCUUUAAAGCUGAGUGGGAGGCGCUAGAAGUGUGCAACCACCAAUGGUGUCUUCAAGGGGUGGAGGAAGAUAUGAUUGAUGGGCCAGUGCAACCAGAGACCAUAUAUAUCAAAAAUAAAUAUGCAUGAUAAUAAGUGCAUCUAGUCUCCCUCAUGUUUAAGAACAAAUAACAAAUGAAUUAUUUGAUGUAAGUUUGUUAGUCUGUAUUUUUAUUGUUGUGUGUACUGCCAUUUGAUAUGAGAAUACAUUACCUUUUUUAGAUGUAUACACAUACUAUCAGAAACAUUUUGGAAACACAAUUUUUAGAUCUCAGUCAUGAUAGUUGUAAAUGAAAUAUCACACCUGUACAAAGUACAAACCAGGACACUUACUGUACUCCAUAUUUUCUGGAUUAGAUUUUCUCAGUUCAUUCAUUAUUAACAACAGGUAGGAUUUAGGACACAGAGUAUAAAGUAAUGCGUUGGCUGUACCCUGUGUGCGAGACACUGCUGAGCUCUGUAUGUGCGAUGAUUUGUAGAAUUUUAUUGUCAUGAAUGGAGUAAUAUAAUGGAUAAACAGAUGGAUGUUUUUUUUAUGCAGAAUUUAAUAACUGUAUGGAAUUACAAAACUGAUUAAUAAACCCUGACAAGAGUUUUAGAAUUC
Messenger RNA from Ostrea edulis (European flat oyster), 1285 nucleotides. RefSeq names its product ER membrane protein complex subunit 3-like. The transcript is spliced from 7 exons. NCBI's taxonomy places the organism in Eukaryota, Metazoa, Mollusca, Bivalvia, Ostreida, Ostreidae. The record is from RefSeq and is a predicted model, not a curated record. The coding region runs from base 1 to 771 and encodes 256 amino acids. Gene Ontology annotation, cellular component: membrane; EMC complex. Gene Ontology annotation, biological process: protein folding in endoplasmic reticulum.